UGUGUCGAAAGCAUCCUGUUAUGCCAGGGGACGCAUCUGAUAGUAGUGAUGACUCCGAUGCAAAAACAAAUGAAAAGGCCUGUACCGUCAAGCAUCAGAUCACUAAUGCUAACUUCACAGGUAACACUGAGAGAGUUGGUAUGGAGAACUUUGAGCUGCUCAAAGUAUUGGGAACUGGAGCUUAUGGAAAAGUGUUUUUGGUCAGGAAGAACAGCGGUCACAAUGUGGGCCAGCUAUAUGCUAUGAAGGUGUUAAAGAAAGCAGCUGUUGUUCAAAAGGCAAAAACAACAGAACACACCCGGACUGAGAGGCAGGUGUUGGAGCACAUCCGCCAGUCUCCGUUCCUGGUCACGCUUCACUAUGCCUUUCAGACACAGAGCAAACUACACCUCAUAUUGGACUAUGUGAGCGGCGGGGAGUUGUUCACUCAUUUGUACCAGCGGGAUCACUUUCCUGAGGAGGCGGUGCGGAUAUAUAUUGGGGAAAUAAUCCUUGCUCUGGAGCACCUGCACAAGCUUGGGAUCGUCUACAGAGACAUCAAAUUGGAAAACAUUCUUCUCGACAGUGAAGGCCAUGUGGUUUUGACAGAUUUUGGGCUCAGCAAAGAGUUUCUGGACGAAGAGAAGGAGAGGACCUACUCUUUUUGUGGCACAAUUGAGUACAUGGCACCUGAAAUCAUCCGGGGGAAAACAGGGCAUGGCAAGUCUGUAGAUUGGUGGAGUCUUGGGAUCCUGAUGUUUGAGUUGCUGACAGGAGCAUCUCCUUUUACCUUAGAGGGAGAGAGAAACUCCCAGAGCGAGGUGUCAAAACGUAUUUUGCGCUGUGAUCCACCAUUCCCCUCACUGAUUGGACCUACUGCCCAGGACCUGCUCCGGAAGUUGCUGGUGAAAGAUCCCCACAAGAGGCUGGGCUCUGGACCACGAGGAGCUGAAGACAUCAAGGCACAUCCCUUCUUCAAGGGACUGAACUGGGCUGACUUGGCUCAGAAGAAGGUGCAAAGUCCAUUCAAGCCAGAGCUGAAGAGUGAGCUUGACGUGGGGAACUUUGCUGAGGAGUUCACAGGGAUGGAGCCCGUCUACUCUCCGGCGAGUACUCCUCCGAGCACUGACCGCCUCUUCCAGGGUUACUCCUUUAUAGCUCCCUCCAUCCUGUUCAACAAGAAUGCGGUCAUGGGAGACUAUGUAGAAUCCCAGUUUAGUGCUGAUCGACCAGGAUUGGCCUCUGUCCAGCGCAGUGCCAUGUUAGAGGAAUCACAGUUUUUUCAGCACUAUGAGCUGUGUCUUCAAGGACCACCCCUAGGUGAGGGUAGUUUUUCUGUCUGCAGGAAAUGCAGGCACAAGCAAAGUGGCCAUGAGUAUGCAGUCAAGAUUGUAAGCCGCAGAAUGGAGGCAAACACUCAGAGGGAGAUUGCUGCUUUGAGACAAUGUGAGGCUCAUCCCAACAUCGUCAAGCUGCAUGAAGUAUAUGCUGAUCAGUUCCACACAUAUUUAGUGAUGGAACUUCUACAAGGUGGGGAGCUGCUAGAAAGGAUCAAGAGGAAGAAACUCUUUGGCGAGGCAGAGGCCAGUCAGCUGUUACAGAGCCUAGUGUCAGCUGUCAGCUUCAUGCAUGAGAACGGAGUCGUGCACAGAGAUCUCAAACCAGAGAAUGUGCUGUUUGCAGAUGAAGGGGAGGACUCGGUGCUGAAAGUAAUCGAUUUUGGAUUUGCCCGUCUGUGCCCUACAGGCAGCGCCCCUCUGCAGACUCCCUGCUUCACACUGCAGUAUGCUGCACCUGAGCUUUUUGAGAGUGCAGGUUACGACAAACCCUGUGACCUCUGGAGUCUUGGGGUUAUCCUGUACACCAUGCUGUCAGGCCAGGUGCCAUUUCAGAGUGAGCAGCGUUGGAUGACCUCAUCGUAUUCUAGAGACAUCAUGCAAAAGAUAAAAGAAGGCGAUUUCUCAUUGGAUGGGGAGGCCUGGAAGGGUGUAUCAGAGGAUGCCAAAGAGCUUGUUAAAGGCCUACUGACUGUGGAUCCAGAGAUGCGUCUCAAACUCUCUGAUUUGAAAGAGAACAGCUGGCUACAGGGUGGUGCUUCCAUGUCCACUACUCCUUUGUGCACUCCAGAUGUGCUAGAGUCCAGUGGGCCUACAGUUCGCACCUAUGUCAAUGCUACCUACAAGGCUUUCAACCGGUGUAAGAGAGAGGGCUUCUUUCUGAAAAGUGUGGACAAUGCUCCCCUAGCAAAACGACGGAAGCUAAAGAUGACAAGUACAGGUGUAGAGACGCGAUGGAGUUCAUCCUCCUCCUCUUCCUCUUCUUCCACUUCCUCUGCCUCUGCAGCAGCAUCCAAAACACAGCCAAAGCAGACUGUGACCCCAAAGCAGAGCUAGCCUAAAUAGCAGGGGAGAGAAAGUAGAUAAAUGAAGUGAUAUGUGGUCAUAUGGCAACAAGUCCUCCAGUAGUGACAAGAGUCACACAGAUCCAUACAAACACACUGAGAAACCAAAAGACUGGUUCAGAUUAGUGGGGGGGUUUUUUUGGCUUUCAAUACAAAAUCGAAUACUGCUUUUUUUUUUUAACAGCAAAACAGACUGAUUCAUCUUCCCCAAACCAAACAAGUGUUUUCCUUGAGUCGAUGGAAGAGAAGAUGGUAGAGAUCUAGUCUGGCAUCUUUAAUAUUUUCAGAAAUCUGUGGCCUUGGAAAAAAGUUACUUAUUCAGUAUUCAAUCACCAUGAUUUGGUGAUCACGCACUAAAAGAUACAAAUGUACUUAUUGUCCUUGUGGCUAAGAAACAGUGCCUGGCUAUAUAGGGUUAAAGGGAAAAAGGAGCCAUAAAUGAGCAGAAGCCAUAUAUACAGCAAAGCACCCUUUGUAAAUACACACAAAUUUGCACAGAGCAAAUGAACAGACCUUUCAAGAAUUUGCAGACAUAAUUCUUUGAUUGUUUCUAGAUAUUUUUAACAUUCCCACACUUACAAUGAUUGGAAAAAAACAAAGGUUUGGCCACAAGUGCUGCGCCACAUGUAGGCACUGUUAUGUAAAGAUAACAGUUUUUAUAAAAUGUGUUUAGGUUGGGGAAAAAUGUUGUUUGCACUAUUUAUAGAGAUCAGCAGUGAUCAAAUUGACACAAUUCUGAAAGGACUGAGUGCAGAGAAAUUCCUGUGUUGUGUAUAAUGUUAUGAGACUGCAUAGGGUGAAUAAUGCUGUAGUCAGAAUGUUCCCUAUUUGACACAGAUUUAACUAGGUGUCGAUCUACAGUCCAAACAUCACUGUCUUUUCAGAACAGUUGCAUCCCCAGGACACUACCAGUGCUACAGAUCCCACUGAACACAUGUGAAAUGUGCUUUGGUAGGUUGCUCUGAAUGCGUGUUUUCAGAAUCUAGGUUUGACUUGGAAGAGGUCAAAGUGUAUAGCAAGUGUCCAACUGUAGCUCCUGUAAAGAGAUGACGGCCCAGAAGCAGUCAUGAUAGACAGUUUGAUUUUAUUGUCAUACAUGCUGUAAAUUCCUUUGUCUGAAAAUGUCUAGCAUGCUAAUCUAUUGUGAUGAUGUGGAAUGUUUUUCUAUAUUGUGGUGUCUUGGGCCCAUUAAGGAACUGUCACUCAGUUUUUUUUUAAUGCUAGUGCAGCUUAAGUGUAGAUUGGUGUAAAAUCCAUUCUGGUGAUUCUGAGUGCACAGUGCCUUGGGCUUGUGAAUUUUAAAAGGGUAUUACAGGUUGUAUUGGCAUGUUAGACCAGCACCAAUGGCUGCCGCAAACACAGUCUGAUUUGACACGAUAAAGCUCAGCUUGUUGUUAAAUGGCUGACCAUUUGUCUUUUUACAGAAGUGGUUUUGAAUCAUUGUAAGGCUUCAAACUGUGCUAUAGAAUGAGACACUUAUUCAUGACGAUUCUGGCCAUCUUGCAAGAUCUGUUGUAAAUACUCAUUCUUGCUUAAGGGCAAAAAAGAAACAAAUAAUGUAAUGAUUUAAAUCUGACAACUGUUUUAAUCGUAUAUUAGUAUUCUGAAGUAGUUAUUUUUAUUGGACAUUUUUUACAUGUUGCACAGUCAGUUGAUCAGUUAAACAUAUUUCAACUUUAAAGGGGCUUUCAUUGAUAUUUAUUAACUGUAAUUGAUUUUAAUGCUGUGGUAAUGGGAUUAUGAUAAUUUGGCUCCUGCUAUGUACCAGCACCCUGUGUGUGUGUGUGUGUGUGAGACAGAGAGAGAGAGAGAGAAGGGGAGAGGGCGUGUGUUCCUGGGAGAUUGGCUGUACUGAUACUUCUGUAUUAGAUGAAGCAUUAUUGUUACUUACUGUAUUAUUGUUUGCUGCCCUUGUCUGUUUAAAAGUAACAGAUUGUUAGUGUUUGAACCUUGAUUUUUUUUUUACCUAAGAAACUGCUUUUUAUUGGUGUUCACAUUCUUUUGAUGUAGUAAAUGAUUUUUCUUUCUUUUUGUUGAGCAUUACUAUUUUGCUGAGAUGCACUGUCACUGAUAUCGUAACUGGGAGUUAAUCUUUUGCACCAAGAUUUUUUUGGCUGGUGCAAAAUAAACAUUGAAUUUAAAUGGA
Messenger RNA from Monopterus albus (swamp eel), 4526 nucleotides. It is a transcript of the gene rps6ka4, whose product is annotated as ribosomal protein S6 kinase, polypeptide 4. The transcript is spliced from 19 exons. Lineage: Eukaryota; Metazoa; Chordata; Actinopteri; Synbranchiformes; Synbranchidae. The record is from RefSeq and is a predicted model, not a curated record. Gene Ontology annotation, biological process: intracellular signal transduction; protein phosphorylation. Gene Ontology annotation, molecular function: ATP binding; protein serine/threonine kinase activity; magnesium ion binding. The coding region runs from base 21 to 2372 and encodes 783 amino acids.